AUGAACCACCAUCAUCCACCACCACCACCAACGCCAACCAUCCUCCACCUCCAAACCACCAACCAAAUCAUCCACCAUACAACCACCACCAUCUUCUCCACGCGCCGUGACACCCUCAUCUUCCUCGUCCUUUCUUGGCUUCUACUUUCGAUUCGCGCUAACAUUGAAACCGCCACUCAUUCCCUUAUUUCCUUCAUUGAUAAUGACCCAUCCGUACAAACCCUCAUUUCAAGAAUUCAACUUCCACCAAACCCACCACCACCACCACCACCAUCAACCACCUAUAAUCUCCGGCAGCGGCAGCGGCACCGUCCUUUUCUGCAGCUCACCCGUGUCGGAACCCUAGAUGAUGAUUUCUUUUCCGGCGAUGAAGAACUUGAUCACCGCUUCUUUGGUGGUAACUUUAUAAAGCCACAAUUAAAUGCUACUCUACUUAUACUUGAUUCCUUUGAUCCCCAAUUUGGUUUUUCUAAUUUUGUAUCAGAUAAUGGAAUUAGGGUUUUAGAAACUGUUAAGUCCAGUGCUAAAAUGUCUUUUAAAACAAUCAAGAUUGUUGAAAAACUAGAAAAUAUUAGUGGGUCUGUGCGAAAUGAUGAUGGGCUGUCACAGAAUGAAACCGAUUUCGAUUUUUUGUUAAAAAGGUUUGAUCUUGACCAUCAAGAUGCGAGUACAUUGGUGUAUCUUGUUGGGGGAUUGGCUGCUGCAUAUGGGUUUAUGAUUCUUGGGUUUGUUGCUACUCAUUCUUGGGUUCAUGGGGUUGUGUUUGUGUUAGUAGUGAACGGUUAUUUGAAGAGUUACAAGUCGUUUGUUAAGACGUUUUGGAACGGUGCGAAUUUAGGGAUGAAAAGAUUGUGUGGAUUUAUUGUAAUGAGAUGGGUGGUUAGGGAUGCAUUGACUCAGUUGUUGGGUGUUUGGUAUUUUGGAGAGAUAGAGGAUCAAUAUUCGUUGUUUAAGAUUUUUGUUAGGUUGAAGUUUAUCCCGUAUUCGAAUGUUACUCCUUGGAUAAAAGGGUUUGAUAAGGAGAUUUAUGGUUUUAUGUUAUCAUGGUUUUUGAUGGAUAUGCUUUUGUCCUUUGUUUUUGCGGUGGAUGCUUGUGUGGUUAUGGUGGAUUCAAGAAAAUCCGGAAAGGAAGUUAUUAAAGAAGGGUGGCAUUUGUUGACGGUAAUGAUUCAUCCUGCGAUAAAUCUCAAGUGUUUAGAAGGUAUCGUUUGUGGGUCAUUUGCAAGACACGUACUUACAUAUAUUUUUGGGAAGGUGUUUACUUCCAUUGUCCAAUCUUUUAUGGAAGUGUACUUUAUUGUCGCAUGGAUGUUUUAUUACUUCUCCGUGAAAUCCAUGGAUGCUAGAUCUAGUGGAGUACCAUUUGGUCAAAAAGAGCUUGAAACGAUGCUAGAAGAUGAUAGAUGA
Erigeron canadensis is the source of this 1407-nucleotide messenger RNA. RefSeq lists its product as uncharacterized. The record is from RefSeq and is a predicted model, not a curated record. Bases 1 to 1407 code for a protein of 468 amino acids. NCBI's taxonomy places the organism in Eukaryota, Viridiplantae, Streptophyta, Magnoliopsida, Asterales, Asteraceae. The transcript has a single exon.